This is a messenger RNA of Bubalus bubalis (water buffalo), 842 nucleotides long. RefSeq names its product glycoprotein IX platelet (gene GP9). Gene Ontology annotation, molecular function: protein binding. NCBI's taxonomy places the organism in Eukaryota, Metazoa, Chordata, Mammalia, Artiodactyla, Bovidae. The record is from RefSeq and is a predicted model, not a curated record. Bases 256 to 798 code for a protein of 180 amino acids. The transcript has a single exon.
ACUCCUCGCCCCCCCCCCCCCGCCCCCGCAGUAGCCACCUUCACUCUCCGGCCUCCUGAGCAUCCGGGGAGGCCCAGCCGGGCUGGGUCCAGGGAGCUUCUCGCCUACGUCCCCACCACCCAUUUCACGGAGGAGAAAGCCGAGGCUUCAGAGGAGGUGGGUGGUCCCCUGUCCAGUCGGGGCGGGGGCAGGCCGCCGGGACCAGGGCAGGCCACGGGGACCUCACUGCCACUGUCCCCGCAGCCCUCCCGCCCGAUGCCCGCGUGGGUGGCGCUGCUGUUGCUCUGGGCGGCCACCGAGGCCUCCGAGGACUGCCCGGCCGCGUGCGCCUGCCACACGCUGGACACCAUGGGGCUGCAGGUGGACUGCCGCGGCCGCGGGCUCGAGGUGCUCCCCGCCCUGCCGGCCCCCACGCGCGAGCUCCUGCUGACCAACAACAGCCUGCAGAGCGUGCCCCCCGGCGCCUUCGACCACCUGCCACAGCUGCAGGUCCUGGACCUGGCGGAAAACCCAUGGCGCUGCGACUGCGGCCUCGUCUACCUGCGCCUCUGGCUGGAGGACCGCGCGCCCCAGCAGCUGCUGCGCCUGCGCUGCGCCGGCCCCGCCCACGCCGCGGACCGCACGCCCGCCCAGCUCAGCGGCUCGGAGCUGGGCGGCUGCGGCUGGACCCUGCGCGAGUCCUGGGCCGGCCCGGGGUCCUGGUGGGACGCGGCGCUGGUCGUCGUGGCCGCGCUGGGUCUGGCUCUCCUGGUGAGCCUGCUGUGCACCAUCCCGGUGCCCCGGGCCAGCCCCCGGUAGCUCAGAAGAAACCCGCCGCCCAGCCAGCCCUUAUGCAGGCUCGG